AUGGCCUCGGACUCUGUUACGCCUUCCUCGUCUCUCAACGCCACCGCGGCUGCAGCUCCUGCUGCUUCGCGGUCAUCUCCCACUGCGUGGGAGUAUGUUAAGACGGUUGUGCCAGAGUACAGGACUGCGCCAGAGUUUCGGGGCGAGGAGCCCACCGGUAUAUUCGAGAGGCUUGGCUCGCUGCCAGCUGUUAAUAGCCUUGUUCCAAAUCCUCAUCGCGCGAUCCUCGAGCGGGAGGCUGGUCAGGUCUUUGACCUGGGCCGUACUGGUGGUCGCUCCAGAUUCAACAUCAACCUGAAGGCUAUCCUUGUCCAAGCCUCAGGUAUUGCCUCAGCCUCACCAGCUGAGGCAUGCGACAACUGUCGCAAUCUGCGUGGCCUCUGGCAAGGAUGUGUUCGGGCUCCUGUGUCUGAACCCAACGCGCUUCCUCAUGGGGCUUGUGGCAAUUGUGCAUAUAAUAGCCAUUCACGAUCUUGUAUUACAGGACCUGUGAUUGGCUAUACUGCUCCGCCUGUAUUCCAUACAGCGCCUCCUGCCCCCUCUGUAGCUUCGCAGCCUGCUCAAUCGGCGGCUGCUCUGUCUAUGCCUGCGCCUGGGCCUGCUUCCAAUGCCGUGCUCGCAGCUGCUCCUGUUGUGUCUGCUUCAGCAGAUACAGCGGCGGUUCCUCCUGCUGUGGUGGAAGCAGAUGCUGGUCCUGUGGCAGCUGCGGAUCACACAGCUGCGGAUUCCUCAGGCAGGUUGUUACUGGGCAAUUCUGCAGGUAUAGAAGACGAGCAGCCAUUCCUACCUUUUGAGUCGGUGGGUUCAUCUGACCAUGGGGACAAUAUACAAGAACCAGAGGGCGGAUGGUCACCUGAGGCUGAUAUGGGAUGGAGUUGGGAGGGCGACGUCGUGGAGGAGGAGGCUGUCGAUGAGGCAGUCGGGGAGAUCGUCGAGGGGAUUGUUGACGAGGCUGUCGCGGAGGAGGACGCGGUCGAGGAGGAGGAGGUCGAGGUCGUGGAGGAGAGUGCCCAUCCGCCCCAGGACCCAGAGGGAGGCUCUCGGAAGCGUAAACUCCCAAUCCACAAGUUGGAUGGCAUGGGCUAG
Messenger RNA from Cryphonectria parasitica EP155, 1086 nucleotides. RefSeq lists its product as uncharacterized. The transcript has a single exon. The record is from RefSeq and is a predicted model, not a curated record. Lineage: Eukaryota; Fungi; Ascomycota; Sordariomycetes; Diaporthales; Cryphonectriaceae. Bases 1 to 1086 code for a protein of 361 amino acids.